AUGCGUGACGUUUCGCCGCCGACGUUGGGAGAACCACAACAACAGCAAGAGCAGGAGGGUGUAGGGGCGGGGAGGUUCCCUCUGGUGCGGAAUAGUUCAUAUGGGAGUCAAGAAGGUGGAAACUUUGAGGAUCACAACAUUGAGAUAGUUAGAUUGAGGUCUAGUAUAUCUGUAAGAACGAUGGUUUUGUCUAGCGUAGCUGCAAUGUUGACGGUAUUGAUGUUUAUGGUUGCUCUGCUAGUUCCGACUAGCAUGAGUGCAAGGUCAGUGAUUGGAUUGGGGGACGGGAAAGAUGGUACCCAUCAACACGACGGGUGGGGGUCGUUACUUGGAUUGGGGUCUGGUUCUGAUAGGAACGUGAGGGUUGAAGAGCACGAAGACACAUUACGGGUUGAGCAACAUCGAACGGCAUCGAAGAAAUUAUACGAGAUGGUUAGGGACAGUGAAAGAACGUUCUACCAUGAAGAGGAGCAAGUUUUGGGGUCUAAGUUGUUAUCUAAAAACACUUUUUCCCGACAGCCUUACGUUUCUAAUGGUUAUAUUGGUUCAAGGAUUCCAAACGUUGGUUUUGGGUACGCGGAUGAUGAGUUAAAUAUAUGGACACCCAAUUCAUCUGUACCUGGAGCGUUGGAUAACGGGUGGCCGUUGCGGAAUAAAAGAUAUGCUGGGGCAUUUGUAUCCGAUUUUUACUCUUUGCAGCCCGAACUCAAUUCCACGAAUUUCAGAGAGUUGGAUGCCGACGGUUAUUCGACUGUGAUUUCUUCUAUCCCUCAGUGGACCGAAUUGUCGAUCAAUAUGCGGCUAGGUGAUGGAAAUACCCAUAAAUUAUCACCCACUGAAGUAGAUCUCGAACAAAUUUCUGGUUAUGUUCAGAAUCUUUCUUUGGCAAAUGGUAUUGUGUCUACUGAGUACCAUUGGUUGGAUACGUUAUACGUGAAAACGUCUAUAGUUGCCCAUAGGAAAGUCUAUCCUUUAGGAUUGGUGGAAAUCGAAUUAUCACUUUCGGACAUUGAUGAAGCAAUAAAGUCCGAGAAUAGUGAUAAGAAGUAUGUUCGCUUCGGAAAGAACGAUAGUGAUCAUAGUUAUAAUAAGAACGAUGAUGAUGAUGAUAAUAAUAAUGUUGAUGAUGAUGAUAAUGAUAAUGUUGAUGAUGCUAAUGAUGGUACUAAUGAGUAUACAAAAAGUUCCGAUACUAAUAAAAAUGGUAAUGAUAAUUACAGCCGCGCUGACAUCGACGAUGACGACGACUUUGUCCUCAACUUAGAAAUUCAGGACAUAUUAAAUUUUACAACCUCCCAUCGCACUGUACUCAGGCAAUUUGGAUUCGAUGAUAAUGGAAUUUAUAUGGUUGUUGAGCCUGAUAAUGUUCCGUAUUCUAACGCAUCUAUUUAUUCCUCCUGGGAAUCUUGUGGCGAUGCGGUGGUAACAGCAAAUGCAAAGCAGAAUUCUUUCGAAGCAGUAACACAGUCAUUGUCUGUACAAUUGACUAGAGCUAACCCAGCAGUCAAAAUCCGCAAGUACGUCGGUAUUGUCUCCAGUGAAUACAACGAAGAACCCAUCAGUAAUUUAGAACGUGCCAAAAGUAUUGUAAUGGAAAAUUUCGGCAAUUAUGAUGCCCUAGUAAAUUCACAUGGGGUAGCAUGGGCGGAUCUUUAUGCAAACGCUUCGAUCGAAAUUCCUUCGGACUUUUUGUUGGAACUAGCUGCAAAGUCUUCCUUGUACCACUUAUUGGCUAAUACCCGUUCGCACAAUAUCUCUUCUUCACGUGGUUUGCCUGUGCCGGUAGCAGGGCUCUCAAGUGAUUCAUACGGCGGUAUGGUCUUCUGGGAUGCAGAUACCUGGAUGCUACCUGGUAUUCUUCCUUUCUUCCCUGAAACUGCCAAACAAAUGGCAAAUUACCGUAAUGCAACUCAUGCACAAGCUGUGAGAAAUGCACGAAAAUACAAUUACCCUGGAGCAUUAUAUCCUUGGACGUCGGGUAGGUAUGCAAAUUGCACAUCUACGGGGCCUUGUGUGGACUAUGAAUACCAUAUCAAUAUUGAUAUUGCAAUGAGUUUAUUAUCUAUAUAUAUGAAUGGAGGCGAGGGCGUCGAUGAUGAUUACCUCAGAUACACUGCUUGGCCAAUUAUUCGAGACGCUGCUGAAUUUUUUACUGCUUAUGUGAAUUUUAAUGACACUCUAGGUGAAUACACUACACAUAAUAUGACAGAUCCUGAUGAAUUUGCAAAUUUUAUCGACAAUGGAGCUUUUACAAAUGCUGGAAUUAAAACUUUGUUAAGAUGGGCCGUUGAUGUUGGCAAUCAUUUGGAAGAGCCUGUAGAUAUAAAAUGGGAAGAUAUAUCUGAAAAUAUCCAUAUCCCAACCUCAAAUACUAACAUUACAUUAGAGUACACAGGCAUGAAUGCCACUGUUGAUAUCAAACAGGCAGAUGUCAUGUUGAUGGUUUAUCCUCUUGGUUAUAUUACUGAUGAGAGCAUUCUAAAUAAUGCAAUUCAAAAUUUGUAUUAUUACUCAGAACGUCAGUCUGCAUCCGGCCCUGCUAUGACAUACCCUGUUUUCGCCGCUGCUGCAUCCACAUUAUUGAACCACGGUUGUUCUUCGCAGAGUUACUUGUAUAAGUCUGUCAUUCCUUAUUUGAGAUCGCCAUUUUUCCAAUUCAGUGAACAAUCCGAUGACAAUUUUCUCACUAAUGGAUUGACACAACCGGCAUUCCCUUUCUUGACAGCUAAUGGUGGAUAUUUGCAAAGUUUGUUAUUUGGCCUAACUGGUUUGCGUUAUUCUUACACUGUAGAGCCAACUUCCAAGAAAAUGGAAAGAUUAUUAAAAUUUAACCCAAUCCGUAUGCCAUUAUUACCUGGUGGUAUUCGGAUUAAAAACUUCAAAUAUCUGGGCCAAGUCUUAGAUAUUAGCAUUGGUGAUGAUAACGCUACAAUCACCCACAAAGCUGGCAAUAAUUCUAUUAAUGUAAAAUUACCAGACAGGUCUUUACUUCGCGACAGAGAUGUUCCUUUUGCCAGAGAGAAGAAUUCCAUGCUCUCUGCAAGAGAUAUUAUCCCUUAUUCGGAUCUCAAACAGUCAAAUUAUUACACCGUUAACCCUGGCGAUACCUUGGUCUUACCGGUCUACCGCCCUGGUUUGAAUAUUCAGGGCAACGUUGCUGAGGGUAAACAAAUUACAAAUUUGACAAGAGGUGUUCCAGGGGAUGUUGCGAUUUCCAUGUUAGAUGGUAAUAAUUACACUCACUGGCAGCCGUUCGAUAAAUCUGAACGUGCAUUAUUGUUAAUUGAUCUUGGUACGAUACAAGAAUAUGAAAUUACCGGAGGUAAAAUACUCUGGGGGGAUAGACCAGCUAAAAAUAUAUCUUUAUCGAUUCUUCCCCACAGCAUGAAUAUUACGCAUACGCUAAAAAAGUUGACCAAAUUAGUUCACGACAAUUUCACUGAAGACUCACCUGUCUCUUGCGGCGACGACGGCGUUGAACUAUGCAAAGUGGAUCCGGAGAAAUAUAAUACUGUAUCUAUUAACGACAUUGAUAGUGGUAUCGAUGAAAUAUUCCGUUGGAAUUUAUUUGAUGUUCGUGAUAUUGCCCCAGUAUUACCCGAGCUGUUUAGCAUGCUCCAAAACUUCGUGACGGUUUUACGUGAUUAUGAGAUUAAACCUUCCCAACCAUUCUUCCGUGGCGUUUAUGAAAGAUCCCAAAUUGCCAUUUUACCUAGUAAUGAGACUUCAUUUAAGAUCGACUACUCAAAGGUCGCCCAGCUGAACCCAGACUACGACGGUAUUGAUCUCAGUGGCACCGACACAAGUUGGAGAAAGACAAGAUUCGUAAUGGUUUCGGUGGAUGGCACUUAUGACGACGAUGAUAAUCCUUACGGCAGUACCAUCAAGGAAAUAGCUUUGAUGUGA
This is a messenger RNA of Eremothecium cymbalariae DBVPG#7215, 3906 nucleotides long. It is a transcript of the gene ATH1, whose product is annotated as alpha,alpha-trehalase ATH1. Gene Ontology annotation, biological process: trehalose catabolic process. The coding region runs from base 1 to 3906 and encodes 1301 amino acids. Gene Ontology annotation, molecular function: alpha,alpha-trehalase activity. The transcript has a single exon. The record is from RefSeq and is a predicted model, not a curated record. Lineage: Eukaryota; Fungi; Ascomycota; Saccharomycetes; Saccharomycetales; Saccharomycetaceae. Gene Ontology annotation, cellular component: fungal-type cell wall.